Tricharina praecox is the source of this 1632-nucleotide messenger RNA. RefSeq lists its product as uncharacterized. The annotation marks the transcript as partial. Gene Ontology annotation, molecular function: DNA-binding transcription factor activity, RNA polymerase II-specific; RNA polymerase II cis-regulatory region sequence-specific DNA binding; protein dimerization activity. The transcript has 4 exons. NCBI's taxonomy places the organism in Eukaryota, Fungi, Ascomycota, Pezizomycetes, Pezizales, Pyronemataceae. The record is from RefSeq and is a predicted model, not a curated record. Gene Ontology annotation, biological process: positive regulation of transcription by RNA polymerase II.
AUUGAAAUAAAGCCGAUUAAGGAUGACCGGAAUCGCUCAGUUACAUUCCUGAAGCGAAAAGGUGGUCUGUUCAAGAAGGCGCAUGAACUUUCCGUGCUGUGCUCGGUAGACGUCGCGGUCAUCAUCUUUAGUGGUAACAAGAAGUUAUACCAGUACUGCUCCGGUGACGUGAAUGAGAUGAUCAACAGACAUUCAUACUACGAGACGGCGCAUGAGACGAAAGGACCAGGCGACUUCGGGAAGAAGGAUCUGAUGGAUGAUGAUGAUGACGACGACGCGAUCAUAGGUGCUGACCGCGCUGGUUCACACUCUUCGAACGAUCAUCCGCUGCCGCACCACAUGCAGCAUCCACCGCCCCAUUUGAAUCGACAACAUACCGCUUCUGCUUCUCCCCCAAACAUGUCGAAAACCCUUGUCGGUCCAUCAGGUUAUCCGAUGGGACCUCGUGUUGGAACGCCGCAACCGAUGACGCGCCCAUCGUCGAGGAAUCAAAUUCGGCGUAAUAGCUCAAAUCUCGUGCCUCCGAACGGGUAUCCUGCGAGUCAGCCUCCUUCACAUCAGAAUGGGUAUGCAUACAUGCAACACCCGCCCCAACACCCACAGCAGCAGCCACAGCAGCAUCAGCAUCAGCAACAGCAUCACCAGCCGCCUCCUCCGCCGCCACCACCACCGCAGCACCACCAGCCGUCACAGACAUCGCAGCCACAGUCGGACUACGAGAAUAGCAGGCGGCAAUCAAUGCCACUGGUGUACAAUGUCGAGUCAUCUGCUCCCGAGAACGAGCAGGCCACGCGUUCCGAACCACCUCCACCACCACAGCCGAUGGAGCACAAAAGAGCACCAGCGAAAUCUCGUAGCAUGUUCACACCUAUCGGUCCGAGUGAUUCCAUGCUUGCGGCGCACUUUGGCUUUGGCGCGCGGGAAUCUCGGCCACCCCCCAUAGAGACCAGCGCGAAUCAAAGUGGAGGCAGUGGAAAUGCGGCAAAGACAGAGGAGAAGCCAAUACCGCCCCCAAUCCCAUUACCGCCCUUGUCCACAUCGCCCCCGCCACCACCCUCACGGAACAAUAGCAUGGCAGACCCCAAGUCUGCUGGAAUGCGGCCGAAGCUGAAGGUGCGAAUUCCUAGUGAGGAUUCGGAUGCCGGUAGCCCGGAUGCAUCCCCCAGGGACACAAGCGGAAAUGCCGGGAAUGUGUCUGCUCGUCCGGGCAAUGAGAAUGGACCAGUCGUACUGCCACCCCCGUCCCCCAGCCACAGCAUAGGGGGACUCUUGAGUGCAGGCGCCACCGGUCCCACCAAUCCUUUCUCACGGCCCCCAGCGAACUUGCACAGCAGUCAGCCCGAACAAACACCGAUGUCCGCAUUACCAAGCCGUUUCAUGGAUGCCAUGCUCCCGUCGCCGGGAGGGUUUUACUCCGGCUGGAUGGACAAUAUGGGAACGAAUGCGUUCUCACGUUCUGGUGCAGGCGGUGACAGCAUGCUGCCCAGUCCACUCAACUUCCAGACACCCGUUGGGCCGAAUCCUGCGCCUUUCUUCAAGAGCGAGUCCGAGACAAACGGAAACAACAAAAGACGAUCACCCGAGUCGGACCAGUCGGAAAGUUCGACGGCGAAAAGACCGAAAAAUAGUUAG